Syngnathus acus (greater pipefish) is the source of this 2031-nucleotide messenger RNA. RefSeq names its product serine/threonine-protein kinase SBK2-like. NCBI's taxonomy places the organism in Eukaryota, Metazoa, Chordata, Actinopteri, Syngnathiformes, Syngnathidae. The record is from RefSeq and is a predicted model, not a curated record. Gene Ontology annotation, biological process: peptidyl-serine phosphorylation; peptidyl-threonine phosphorylation. The coding region runs from base 167 to 1285 and encodes 372 amino acids. Gene Ontology annotation, molecular function: protein serine/threonine kinase activity; ATP binding. The transcript has 5 exons.
GCUCGACCAGCCUGCAUCCAGCUGCUCACUCGCAUUUUGUGUGUGUACGACAGUGAGGGAAGGCUGCGGUCCCUGUUCUGCUUCCCUUUUUGGUGGUUCUGACGCGCUCCGGUAGCAGAGUGCACGCUUGCUGCUGAAGGGACAACCUUUGCAUCGGAGCUCCAAAAUGACGGCGGCCACCCAGCUUCUGGAUGACAUGUGCCACCUGACGGCGCAGUCGCUCAUCAGUUUGGAGACGUCGGAACACUUUAAGUUGGUCAAGUUGUUAGGUGAAGGGUCCUACGGGAAGGUCAUGUUGGCCGUACACAACAAGAGCGGAAGUCCGAUGGCGCUCAAGUUCUUCCCCCGCGCGAGCACGGGCCUGUGCUCGUUCUUGCGCGAGUACAACUUGUCUUUGAGGUUCUGCACGCACCCGUCGCUCAGUCGAGCUCUGGGGAUCGCCUACACCACGCCGUCACACUACGUCUUUGCCCAGCAGCCCGGACUCUUUGGCGACCUCUUCGAUUUCAUCAUCCCUGAGGUGGGUCUGGAGGAGGACCGUUGCCAGCGGGUGGUGUCGCAGCUGUGCGGCGCCCUGUCCCACCUUCACUCACUGGGCUUGGUUCACAGAGAUGUCAAACCCGAGAACGUGUUCCUGUGCGACGCCGCCUGCAACUGGGUCAAGCUAGGAGACUUCGGGAUGGUGAAGACACGAGGGACCAAAGUCCAGGAGGUGUGGUACCGGUCGCCCUACUGCACCCCCGAAGCCGAGGUGGCGCGAGGCUGCAAGGACGAUGACGCCGACCAGCCUUUGAAGCCGGGGGACGAGAAGAAGGAAAAGGAGCAGCGCCCGCGGGUCUGGACCUCGGUGGAGCCCGGCGUGGACAGCUGGGCCUUGGGGGUCCUCACCUUCGCCACACUGACCGGCACUCACCCUUGGUCCCACACGUCCUCCGACUGCGCCGCCUACCUCAAGUACCUGCGCUGGUUCGGCAAGGCCAAAAGUUUAGAGGACCAACUGGACGUGUGGGCCGAGCCACAGUGCCGGGUCCCGGCCGGCACCAAGAAGGGCCCCCUCGUGGCGCCCCAGUUCACAUGCUUCACCCCGCUGGCCCGAUCCUUCUUCCGCCUGCUGCUGGACCCCAACCCGCCGGACCGAGGGCGGCCCGAGGAUGCGCUGGGCUACCUGGGAGGCACCUGGAUGACCGCCUGGGAGAGGCGACGCCUGGAGGAGCAAAGGAAGAAAAGCCGAGGGAGGGGAGCCCUCAACAAGGUCAAGGAGAAGGAGGGCCGGGGACAGAGGUGAACCUUUGUGUUAGCAGGUGAAGCUGAGGCGAUGUGCAACAGGGGCUCGUGUUGUUGAUUUUAGCUUUAGCCCCAAUUAGCAUUAGCUUUUGCACUAAGGAGAUGCCUGGAGUUGAAAACAGACUAUGCAUGAAGAUCAGCGAUCACGGCUUCAUGUAACAUUUCAAUCACCGGUGCCCAUCAGGAUCCAGACUUGAUCCUGAUCGGAUCAAGUCUGCUUUACCAUGAAAGCGAGUUUGUGUCCAAAUCCUACCAUGAAGAAUCCCACGGUUGCCUCGUGUCGAGCCCAUUAACCAUCCGUCUCUAUUUUUGCCCGGCGACCUUUUGGUGCUUCAUUCUUGGCGACCAAGCACAUCAACUUUACUUUGUCGCCAUAAACACGUCGGACACUCUCUUGACGUCCUGACAAGAACUCAGCAUGCCUACGCUGCCGUUUCCCAUUUAGCGGCAGUGUCAGUACGAACAAACACAUACACAGAGUAGCCCCCCACUCCCACCUCAAUUCAGAGUUCCAAAAUAGACCUAUGUGCACACAUAAACUUGAGCCUGGGUCUUUCAUCACCGGCUGUCUAGUUCGAAUCCUGAGCCACUUUUCUUAAUCCUCCAAAGUCCUACUUUGGAUGAUCUCACAUUUCAAAAAUGGCCUUGAAACGCUUUCACAGUGGCUGUUUGCUGCCUUUCACAGGGAAACGUGCGGUUGUUGCAUGUCUGUCCCAAUGUCGACAUUAAAACAUGUGAUGUGACUGA